Molecule: messenger RNA, 1128 nt
Organism: Glossina fuscipes
Lineage: Eukaryota; Metazoa; Arthropoda; Insecta; Diptera; Glossinidae
Product: DNA damage-regulated autophagy modulator protein 1
Exons: 4
Coding region: 332-1075 (247 amino acids)
Source: RefSeq, a predicted model, not a curated record
ACAUAAUUUUAAAGCUCACAUCGCUUUAUCGUUAAAUGUUCUUCUUCUUUCGGGAGUCUGCAAAUCAGCAAAAAAUGAUUUACGCGUUGAGUUUUUCAAAUAAUGCGUACUAUUCUUUUCAGAACAUCAAUGUUUUUUCGAUCUGGCAAGUUCGUUGUGAUAUUGCAAUAAAAUUCACCGUUGUUUGCCGAAAUCUACAUAAACAAAUCACAGCAAAUGUGUUACCAUUUUAACUUAGGUAACAUUGAUUUUUGUUUUCGUUCCAUCUUAAACAAAAAGGUGUUUUCUUUGUAUAUACCGUGAGAAAUACGUUGCUGUAAAUUUACCGGAAAUGUCUAACGUCUAUUUAAUACCUGUAGCGGUAUUCUUAGUUUUCCAAGUAUCCUUUGUGGGAACUUACAUAGCAGCAGUCUUGCAAGGGCAUGUAGUUCCAACAGUUCCUUAUAUUAGCGAUGCGGCCACUUAUUCGCCUGAGAGUUGCGUCUUCGGACAAAUGAUUAAUUUGGGUAGUGUUCUACUGGGCAUAACUGUUUAUGUGCGUUACCGUCAAAUAUUGCAAUUAUUCGAGCACCAUUCCGAUCUAGGUAAUAAUUUAUUGCGUUACAAUCGUUUGGCUGUGUGGUUCGGAUGGUCUUCCUGCUUAGGCAUUAGCAUAGUCGGCAAUUUUCAAGAGACAAACGUGCGAAUAGUACAUUUUACAGGAGCAUUUCUGUGUUUUGGUUUUGGCGCUUUAUACUUUUGGCUACAAUCGUUAAUUUCAUAUAUGAUAUACCCCAUAGCCGGCACAAAACGUAAUGCUCACCUCCGUUUAGCAAUGGCUGCUUGUUGCACUAUGCUAUUUAUUUUAAUGGCUGUGACGGGAGUCAUGUCUCACAUCUUGUUUAGAGGACAAAAUCCAAGAAAAUGGUAUCCGUCUGAUGGAGGCUGGCAUUUUCAUGUAAUUAGUUCUAUUUCUGAAUGGAUAAUGGCGACGAUAUUUAGUUUUUAUAUCUUGACAUUCACCGAAGAGUUUCGCGAUCUAGAUAUAGAUCAUCCACAAUUGCGUUUAAUAUCUUAUUCCUUAACUUUAACUUAAAAUUAACAUAAAUAAAAUAACAUCAUUUUUGUUGACAUUGAUGCUUCCUAUUA